Molecule: messenger RNA, 5898 nt
Organism: Anneissia japonica
Lineage: Eukaryota; Metazoa; Echinodermata; Crinoidea; Comatulida; Comatulidae
Product: pleckstrin homology domain-containing family M member 2-like
Exons: 16
Coding region: 108-3467 (1119 amino acids)
Biological process (GO): regulation of protein localization; positive regulation of membrane tubulation; Golgi organization
Cellular component (GO): endosome membrane
Molecular function (GO): kinesin binding
Source: RefSeq, a predicted model, not a curated record
CACAACAAUGCAACAAUGUCGUAUUAAUGCCAGUGGUUGGAAUGUCAGCAAAGCGAGCUGUAACAUCAUUUUACAGUGAAAAAUGGACUGGACGUAGAAUCUGAAAGAUGUCGAAAAAGCGUGUGCAACUUAAGGAUCGUAUACUCGAUAACGUUGCGAAAGCAAUCAAAGAGGUGCAACGAUCUUACUUUAGCCAAGACACGGAUGAUGUCACUCCUAUUACGGAUGAAGACAGACCGUUCCAGAGACUUGUGGAGCAUAUUGACCAUGCAUUCCUACAUGGGUUGCGUGUCAUCACAGCAGGGUACUGGGGAGUGGUGCAGAAGUUCACGCACAAGGAUAUCAUUUCCGACAUAAUGGCUCUCAAUCGCCUGGCAACGGAUUUUGGACGAGGUCGUGCUUGGCUUUACCUUUCUUUGAAAGAGACAUCGUUGGAGAGCUAUAUUAGAUGUAUCCUUGACAACCCUAAGCUGGUACAAUCAUACUACCUUGAGGAUGCCAUUCUGCGAGACCAACAACGACUGAUCCUUUUGCAAACAUUGGUGUCAGGAUUGGAUUUUGUUCAGUUUGACCCUGAAUUGAAUAAUGCUUACUUAGAUUUAGUAAGCCACAUGCCAAGGUCAGCAACUAAAUUUGAAGAACAAAAUGAAGAAAAUUAUUUCAACUAUGACAGUAUAUCAGUUGGCAGCAGUGAAUCCGCUUCCCUAACUAACACCGAUAUGACAGACAAUGUUGAGAAAGAGAAUUUAACCAGUGACGUGAAAGGUAUUGAAUGUAGCGGAGAAACUGUUGUUAAUGAAAGUUUGGAGACGCACAGUACAAAAGAGGAUGACACCUCUACAACAAGUAGUCAAGAAAUUCUCAGAUCAUUUUCAAGGGAUGAGAAUGAUGGAGCUACUAACAAAGAAAAAACAAAUGAAAGUAUUUUUAAAGUGCAUGAGAAUCCACUAGAAAAAGUGAGAGGAAGUUUAUCUGUUGAAAAACCAAAAGAAAGUCUAAGUGUCUUACUUGGAAAAGUUGAUUCUAGUCUUGAAAGGCCAGACUUGACAAUAGAAAGUGAACUAAGAACACCUGAACAGGAGUCAAUUGGUGACCUUAAUGAUAGCCUUGAAGUAAUUCAUAUUUUUGAAAAAAAGAGUAAAAAAGCAAAACGUAAGAAAAGGAAAACAUCAAAAACAAUACCACCAAUAAUAAACAAAGAAAAACAUGAGUCGGUGAGUUUGAAUUCUGAAGAGGGCACUGUUAGUAUAACAAGUGAAGAUAGCUGGUCCAGUAGCCACGGAACUCCUAGAUCUUACAAUGAUAAUCAGAGCUUCUCUUCAAUUGGAGAGUCUAUACGUUCUGAAGAUCUUUUGAAUAGCUCUCCACUUCCUCAGAGUGAAAAUCCUUCCCCAAAUAUUUUUAAAGACUUGACGAAGAAUGAAAAUACUUUAGUUGGACACUUAGUUUCACCUUAUGUAAUUAUGGUGCAGGAAGACUCAAUAAUAAAGUCACCAAGUACAAAUUUACAAAAUAGUAGUACUAGAGAAAAUUACAAUAUUAUUUAUGAACCAGAUUUAGAAAAGGUGCUUACCAGAAAUUUAAGCAAAGAUUCUAUUAUUAAAACAUAUGAAAAGAUUACUUCAGAUGAGACUAUUCAUGUACAAAAGAAUAAGUCAUUUGAAAUUGAUUUUGAACACCAGUUGGGAGAAGGUUUGAGCCAAAAUGAAAUUGCAGAUGCCAAUGGAAGUAAUCUAGCAAUUGUUGUCAAUGAUGUUGAAAUUGAUAGUGACUACUGUCAAGAACAAAGAUCAAAACCAGAUGGUGCAGAUACAUCAUUUGAGGAAGUGGUUGAAACUUCAUUACUGCAGGAUGUAGAUAAAAGUCUUCAUGAUGGCAGUUAUGAGAGUCUGUUCACAAGUUCAGUUUCUCAGAAAAUUGAUGAGGCAGACAAACCUUCAUUAAAGUCAUCUGAGAGUGCAGCAUCACUCUGCCCAGAAGGAAGCUCUAUGUCACAGAGCCUCUCUGAUAAAGAGUCACUGCAAGACUCCAUGUCCAGAACAAGCAUUGAUAAUGGAUCGAGUAUAGUAGAACCUUGUGAUGAAAACAGUGAGUGUGAAAGAACUGCAUCCACUCAUGAUACCUCAAUAGCUUCAAAUCCAGUUAGCAUGCAGCCAGAACCAGAUAUUGAAAUGAAACUUGAUAACAACUGUAAGUUGUUCCUGAUGCUUGAAGUAUUUAAGAACCAGAGUGAAGAAUUUAGGAAGAUGUUUCAUCUAAACACCGGGCAUGGGGAAGGUGAUUUGCAACCGGUCUUUGUACUUUUGACUGAUCAAGCUUUGUACUUAUUAAGGAAAGGUGAUACUGAUUUGAGCUAUACCACGGAAGUGAGAGUUCCAUACAAUGAUUUGGAUUACAUUUCAGUGAGUUUAAAUUACCAAAUUAUUCACAUUGUUUGUGUAAACAGAAGAAAACAGUAUUGGUUAUCAAAUGGCGCUGAAUCAAGCACAAGGUAUUUUUUGGAUGAGCUAAAGCAGGUAAUGAAGGGAGGCAGCAGGACAAAAGGUCUACCAAGCAUACUUACAGAUGCCACGACACAGAAGAUCACGCUGCGCAAGUUUGUUGCUGAGCAGUGUAGAUGUGAGAUGGCAGAUGUCCAAAUUCUCCUGUACUCGUUGAUUCACUGGGAAGACCUAACUGACUCUCUUGCUGCACCUGACCUCCAGCUCUACAGGUCACCUGUGAUUAAGGAGGGCAAGUUGGACUACAAGACCCCUGGUUCUGCUCUAUUCUACGCCUACUGGAAGCCCUGCUAUUGUCUUCUGAAACACGACACCUUCCAUAAGUUUGCUCAGAAGGACGACUUGGAGCCGGAGUUAUCGGUACAAUUAAGGUCAAACCGUUUCGGAGGAUGUAGGCGAAUACGUAAUGGAGACAGGCCACAUGGUUUUGAACUAAUUCUAGAUGAUGGGUCUUCAUUGCAAGUUGCCUGUGAAAACGAAACUGAGGUUUCUGAUUGGCUGCAAGCAAUCUGUACCAUAGUUGCUGAAACUAUGACUGCUAAGAUAGACGGUCGAAGCCCUAUCCUGUGCCAUCCUUGUUGCCUAGUCGUGUCUGAAUCCAAGUUGUUUCUCUGCCACGAAGAAUCUCAGACACAAUUCUACCGGUUACUGGCUAGCUGCAAUAUACUUGAAAUUGCUAGCCUGGCUGUUGAUGACCGGCAGCAGGCUUAUGUCAUAGUUAAAUUUCAGGUAGAAGAUAGUGAGAAUCCAUGGGUGUUGUACUUCACGAGUGCUGCUGAAAAGCAAAAGUUUGAACUCGCAGUAGGAGAAGCAUGGCAGAAAUUAAACCAGGAUGUCUUGCCAAUCUUGCCAGUCAGUGACGAAAAGCUUAAGCAACGAUGCCAAGAAUGUUUUAUAUUGAUUCAGUCAUCAUGGCAACGAAGUGAUAGUCUGCUGAGGGGAAGGAUUGGCGGCAAUAUCUGGUGAAACAAGAAGAAAUAUUUUGGUGCAAGAAAAGCUACUACACAGUAACCCAGGAGUUAUUGCCACCUGUUCAUCUAUGACAUCCGAACCAUAACACAAAUAGGGAUAUAGUUAAUAUAAUUAUUUUCGUCAUAUAAAUCUGUAAAUUCUUAUGUAAACCUUGUUUUAUUUAUUUGGAAACCAAAAAUGUUGCUUUUUAAGUUGUGCCGAGUUGUGCUAAGUUGUGCUUAAUGUGGUCUAUUGAAAGUGGUUACGGCUAAGUAUUAAAAUAUGGCAUUGGCUACAAUCUUCAAUUUCAAUAAAUGGCAAACUUCAAGUAUGUGGAGUGUCUCUUUGACUAGGAAAUUAUUUGGAGGCAAAUGAGUAGUGUUCUUUGAUCUUUCAAUUUAAUAUUAAUGGACAUUUGUUUUAAUUAUUAUUGUCAAUAUAUAGUAAAAUAUUUUUGAAAAUUUUUUAGAAGUUAAGCUAAUUUGUAGUUUGAACUGUGCAUACCUGUAUCCAAGGUCAGUCAACAUAAACUUAUGUUGUGAUGGGCAUGUGGAGUUUUAACUACGAAUUGGGUCAAUAUUCAGGUCAUCACAAUUCAUUGCAUCUACCCAAUCAACUUUAAGAUUUGAUUUAAAAAAGUCAUGCAUGCAUUUGUAUACAUUUAGUACAGCACAUCAAUGCAAGUUUAUUUUAUUUAUAAAUUUGUUGAGCUUUCUAAUUUAUUGUUUGUAACAUUGCUAUGGUGGUUGUUACAUUUGUUGUUAUUGCAAUACAAUAUUAAGGAUUAAUGUUAUUAGGGAAUAUUUUUUUAUUAUUAUUAUUAGUAUUAAUUAUUAUUAUUAUUAUUAUUAUUAUUAUUAUUAUUUCUAUUAUAAUUAAUACUGUACAAUAGCAUGACUGAUACAAUGAUUAAAAUUAAGUUACCCAAAAUCCACAUCACCAUCCCACAUAUUCUGUUCUAAGGGUCAUAACCUUUUAGAUCAUGGCAUAUGUCCAUUAGCAGACAGACAAUAUUGAGAAUUAACCAUCAGAGAGUGGAAAGCUAUUACCAUAGCAAUAACUAUUUUGCCAUUGUGAUGUUCAAGCGCUAUUGUCCCCUUGGCGAUGCUGGGAUGAAUGUAACAGAGAUCUUCACUUAAGCUACGCUGGGCAUUUUUUUUCAAUUUAAUUUGUUGCCACUGCUGUGAACCUUAUGGCAGAGAAAGAGAUCAGGGAUGAGCUCACAAGGUCAUAAACUUAUUUUGGGUAUAAGUUUGGUUCAACAACAUUUUCAAUUGACCUUUGACCUACAGCAUUAUAAAUGCAUGAAUUAUAGAGAAAUACAUUAUGUUGUAAUCAUGUCAUUAGAAUAUUUCUCCAUGUUCAGUAUGUUGUUCUGAUGCGUAAAAGUGUUAGUCUUAUUCAAUGUGUUAGGAGAAAGGAAUUAUGAAAUGACACAGUAUUAUGAUUUUGAUCAUGUUUUAAUACAGAUGUUAUUGCAAUUAUGUUGAAUAUGCAGUAGUUCAUUAUGUAAGUAAUGCAUGUUUUUAAUUCAAGUUCAUUAUAGUCAGUCACAUUAUAUGUGUAGAUUAUUUAAAACAUUUUUGCUAUAUCACUCAAGUAUGCAUGAGGUUACAUUAAUACUACUAAACCAUAGUCUACAUUGGACCUACCAUAGGGGUACUAUGGUGAACUAUAAUACCUCCAUAAACCUAUACAUGGUUAAUACACCAUCCCCAACCCUCCCACAUGAAUUCAGUCUCUCUCUAUCACUCUUUCUAUGAAUUUUUUUUUUUUUAAUGAAUUUGAUGCACUCUGGGUCAGAUUCCCAUAACCUGGGGCAGAAAUCCCAAGUAAAUUCAUCCCCAGGAGGUCAAAUUCAGUUUCAGCUAGCCUGGAGUGCAAACUUCCAACAUGGAUGGCUAAAUUCACUAAGGAUUUAGGCUGAGGGGAUUAAAUUCAAGAGUGAUGGGUAAUAAAUCCAUGUGACACCAGUAUGGUUCAUUUCCAAAAAAACAUCCAGGCAAUACCUGUCAUUUGAAGACUCGUUGCAAUGGCUUUACAUAAAAAGGUGUGUGAUAGUAAUGUUCUGUAGAGGCAUGCAGAAAAAAAUACAGUAGUUGGAUAAAGACUAUUAACUUCGUCAGACCCAUUUCACCUUCACAAACAUGAUCUAUUAUUUUUUCCCUAUUUUUCUGUGACUGUUGUAAUGUGGUGGUAUGUUACAGUAUGUAAAUUUACAAGUACCAUCACCUGGUUGGCUGUUCCUGCAUCCAGUUCCUGUAUAACUACAUAUAUCUUUUUUAAGAACUUGUUUAUUCACCACCUGUAUGAUUAUUUUUUUCUAAUGUUCGUGCCACCUGCAAUUAAUAAAUUUGAUUUGUGCUUGUUGAGCAAUUUAAUGAAUAUAAAACUACACCUGGAUAUCGGAUAUGACAUCAGAAAUGAAUAAAAGUUUAUUCAUAUA